ACAAGCUAAAUUGGAGCUGUUGCAUUGAUUCCGAAAUGGGUUAGUAGUAUUUAACAGAGCAAAAGCUUGUUUCGAGGGUUUAUUAUACAGUUUUGAAGGGCAAUGAAGUAUGGGCAUUGCCACUGGCAAACUACUUACAAACUCCUUUACACACUGCUCAAGGAACAUUCAAAGGAAAAAACAAAAGCUCCUGUGCAUGACACGUGGAUGCAAGCUUGUACGGCUGACGUUAAUCACUUUCACUUCUUUGUUUCUCCCUCCUCUUCUUACAACAACAAACAACAGCAAAAUCUCACUUUUCUCUUUGUUUUUAUAUUUUUUUUCCUUCUCUCAUCUCGCCCUCUCUCUGUGUCUCUUGCAACAAGCUGAACCUCAAAAAUCUCUCAAAUGCAAGCAGCAUUUGCUUGUUGAUUUCUUGAAUUUUCCUCUGCAAUGGGAACCUGCACCUCAAAGCCUCCAAAACCAAACCCAUUUGCCUCAAGAGAGAACCAGCAGAAUGACUAUCCUGCCCCUACUCAACCGCCCAAAUCCCCUCCUCCUCCUCUCCCUCCAACCACCCCUUUCCUCCCCAUCUACACCCCAAGCCCUGCCCACCCCAACAAACCCAAGACUCCUUCAACUCCUCUCCGGUUUUUCCGGAGACCCUUUCCUCCUCCUUCUCCCGCCAAGCACAUCCGGGCGGUGCUGAGGCGGCGGAAGACUAUCAAGAAAGCGGAAAAUGAGGCAAAAAUUGCGGAGGAUGAGGAGGAUGAGGAGGAAGGAGUUGAGUUGGAUAAAAGAUUUGGGUUUUCAAAGGAGUUGAGGAGUAGGUUGGAAGUAGGAGAGGAAGUUGGCAGAGGGCAUUUUGGGUACACUUGUUCUGCUAAGUUCAAGAAAGGUGAGUUCAAAGGCCAGCAGGUUGCUGUUAAAGUCAUCCCCAAGUCCAAGAUGACAACAGCUAUUGCAGUUGAGGAUGUGAGAAGGGAGGUGAAAAUAUUGCGAGCCUUGACAGGACAUACCAAUCUGGUGAAAUUCUACGGUGCAUUUGAAGAUCAUGAUAAUGUCUACAUAGUAAUGGAGUUGUGUGAAGGAGGUGAGCUUUUGGAUAGAAUACUUGCAAGGGGUGGAAAAUACUCAGAAGACGAUGCAAAGGCUGUAAUGGUACAGAUACUAAAUGUUGUUGCUUUUUGUCAUCUUCAGGGUGUGGUGCAUCGAGAUCUUAAACCAGAGAACUUUCUAUAUAUAUCAAAGGAUGAGAACUCUCUGCUGAAGGCCAUAGACUUUGGGUUGUCAGAUUUUGUCAGACCAGAUGAAAGACUUAAUGACAUUGUGGGAAGUGCAUACUAUGUCGCCCCCGAAGUUCUACAUAGAUCUUACAGUACAGAAGCUGAUGUUUGGAGCAUAGGCGUGAUAGCAUAUAUUCUUUUAUGUGGUAGUCGUCCUUUUUGGGCAAGGACUGAGUCUGGAAUCUUCCGAUCAGUCCUAAAAGCUGAUCCAAAUUUUAACGAAGCACCUUGGCCUUCCUUGUCUUCAGAAGCUAAGGACUUUGUGAAGCGCCUUUUGAAUAAAGACCCCAGGAAACGAAUGACAGCAGCCAAGGCGCUGAGUCAUCCUUGGAUCCAGAAUCAUAAUGAUGUUAAGGUCCCUCUUGAUAUUUUAAUAUUUAGGCUCAUGAAGGCAUAUAUGCGAUCGUCAACUUUGCGUAAGGCUGCUUUAAAGGCAUUGUCUAAGACAUUGACUGUGGAUGAACUCUUUUACCUGAGAGAGCAAUUUGCAUUAUUGGAGCCCAAAAAUGGUAGCAUAACCUUGGAGAACAUAAAGAUGGCGCUGAUGAAAAAUGCAACAGAUGCAAUGAAGGAGUCUCACAUUCCUGAUUUUCUUUUUUCGCUAAAUACACUUCAAUACAGAAGAAUGGAUUUUGAAGAAUUUUGUGCAGCUGCAUUAAGUGUCCAUCAACUUGAGGCACUUGAUCGCUGGGAACAACAUGCCCGCUGUGCAUAUGAGCUUUUUGAGAAGGAUGGAAACAGGGCUAUUGUAAUUGAGGAACUUGCUUCUGAACUUGGUCUUGGACCCUCUAUUCCAGUUCAUGCUGUUCUUAAUGACUGGAUAAGGCAUACUGAUGGGAAGUUAAGUUUCCUUGGGUUUGUCAAAUUGUUACGUGGUCCAUCCGGUCGAGCGCUUGCAAAGGCGCAAUGAUAUCUUCAAGGAAUUUUGGUGACUCUAGGAAGUAUUAUCAUGUCAUGUUUGCUCAAGAUUCAAUGAGAUGCGGCAUCAGCAUACUGUAAAAAUGGAUUGAUCUUUCUAAGUUGGGAGACUCCACAGGAAUGCUCCCUGCAUCCUGCUUCAGCCCAGAUGGUGUGAGGCUUUAACUUCAUACUAAUUCUUUGAGAAGUUUGAAGUCAUGGGAUCAUUUGAAAGGCAGCAAAGAUAUCAUUGGCAUCACAAUGUAAAAAUAUAGUUUAGCUUGCCCGAAUGGGCCAAACAUAUUUGUCUUGUUACACGUUGUGAUUAUUUAUAUAUGUUCGAUUUUUUAUUUUCCCAA
Molecule: messenger RNA, 2521 nt
Organism: Theobroma umbraticum
Lineage: Eukaryota; Viridiplantae; Streptophyta; Magnoliopsida; Malvales; Malvaceae
Product: CDPK-related kinase 5-like
Biological process (GO): protein phosphorylation
Molecular function (GO): ATP binding; protein kinase activity
Source: RefSeq, a predicted model, not a curated record